GGCAAGUGAUAAGUUCCAAUUUGUCAAAAAUGGUAAUUUUACACGUGAAGAACAAUGACCAAAGCCAGUUUCUUUUUGAAACUACCUUCAACACUCCUGUUGAAGAAGUUGUUACAAAAAUAACUGCAAUAUUCAAUGGGCGUUUGAAAGUGAAUCGAAUUUGUUCGGAAAUUGAAGAACUAGCGAAACAUGGAACACUGUACCCUCCUGAAAUUUUGGGUUUGACUCCUGAACAAGUUGAAGAAUUAAAAUUAACGGACACUUGGGGUGAAAAAUGUAUCCCUAGUGGGGGUUUCACAAUAAAUAAGGAUCCCAUCGGUCGCAGAAAUGGCAAACAGCCCCGAAAGGAAAUGCAAGAUGUUUUGAAUAAAGCGAUAAAAGAUGCUAAAGACAUGAUUUCAAAGAAUUUAGUUUUGCAGAAUAAAUGUUUGGAUAUUAAGGUGGUGAAAGAGGCAAUUAAUAUUCUCAAAGGAGCAACUCUUAUUGUAUAUCCCAUGAAAUUGCCCCCUCAUGACGUAAUUCGAAUGGAAUUUGAAAACAUUGAAGAUUUGUCUGGAACCCAAGCGUCUCUUGAAGUCAUUGAUCCAGCAACGGCCCAACUGUGGUUCUGUGGAAAGGAAAUGUACAGAGAUGGAAAAAUGUUGGGGGAUUAUGUUGGAAAAAUUGAAACGUGCAAGGUUAUUGUUAAAUUGACAAAACGAGGUCAAGGACCUCCAGCAAGAGAGCCAAUCAUGUCAGAAGAGCAAAGAAAAGAAUUUAUGAUGCACGCGUAUCGAAGACAGGAAGAAUUGAAAAAACUUGAAGCGGACGAUGAUGAUAAUUAUUUCAAUUCGGAGUGGGCCGACAGCAGUAAUUUGAAGAAAACGUUUCAUGGUCUUCGAAAUAUCUCCUGGAGGCCCGGAAAAUAAUCAUUAACAAACUGUUACUUAAAUAAAUAUGUCUUUAUUAAAUCAAACAUUUAAAAAAUCAGUUAUUUCAACGAGACCUUCUGUCGGACUGAAUGACAAAUUUUUG
Molecule: messenger RNA, 1014 nt
Organism: Tribolium madens (black flour beetle)
Lineage: Eukaryota; Metazoa; Arthropoda; Insecta; Coleoptera; Tenebrionidae
Product: cilia- and flagella-associated protein 298-A
Exons: 2
Coding region: 30-908 (292 amino acids)
Biological process (GO): regulation of cilium movement
Source: RefSeq, a predicted model, not a curated record